Molecule: messenger RNA, 1428 nt
Organism: Cyclocybe aegerita
Lineage: Eukaryota; Fungi; Basidiomycota; Agaricomycetes; Agaricales; Hemipholiotaceae
Source: the annotation of a GenBank genome assembly
AUGCCUCCCAUCUACGAUAAGCCGACGAGGGAGGAGUACGACUACAUCGUCAUUGGAGGUGGGAGUGGUGGAUCUGGUACCGCGAGGCGCGCGGCGUCGUAUGGAAAGACGGUUGCGCUGGUCGAGUUGACAUCGAAACCGGGUGGUACUUGUGUAAACGUUGGAUGUGUUCCCAAGAAAAUUAUGUGGCACGCCGCCGACCUCCAGGACAAGAUCUCGCACCACACGAAAGGGUACAAAUUCCACGGCGUCGAAAACGCCAAAUUCGAUUGGAAAUCCUUCAAGCCCCAACGCGAUGAAUACAUCAAGCGCCUGAACGGGAUCUACGCGAGCAAUUGGGAUCGCGAAGGCAUCGAGUUGCACCAAGGCUUUGGAUCGUUCAUUUCCCCAACGGAGGUGCAAGUCACCCUCCCGGACAACAAGGGCACAUAUACCCUCAAGUCCAAGAACAUCUGUGUCGCAGUCGGCGGGCACCCCAACAUACCUAGCGAGGAGGAAGUUCCGGGUGCGUCCCUCGGCAUCACCUCCGACGGGUUCUUCGAGCUCGCCGAGCAACCCAAGCGUGUCGCCCUCGUCGGUGCAGGGUACAUCGCCGUCGAGCUCGCGGGCAUCUUCAAUGCUCUCGGUACGGAGACGCACCUCCUCAUCCGCGGCGACGGUGUCCUGCGUACCUUCGACCCCGCGAUCCAGGAGACCAUCACGCCGUGGAUCGAGAAGACAGGCGUGAGGCUGCACAAGCAGAGACAUGUUACACGCAUUGAGCAGCCUGGAGGCAAAGGCACGCCGCUCGUUGUGCAUACGCAGGAGGGCGAGAAGCUCGAGGUGGACGUACUGCUGUGGGCGAUUGGACGCAAGGCUAGCACGGCGGGCAUGGGUCUCGAGAAGAUUGGGGUGCAGCUGGACGAUAGAGGCGAUGUCGUUGUGGAUGAAUACCAGAACUCGAACGUUCCUGGGAUUACGGCGAUCGGAGACGCACAAGGCAAAUGGCUGCUGACACCUGUGGCCGUUGCUGCUGGCAGGAGGCUGUCGAAUCGGCUGUUUGGGGGCGAGAAGUUCAAGGAGGACAAGUUGAGCUACGAAAACAUCCCAACUGUCGUCUUCUCGCAUCCUCCCAUCGGAACUGUCGGCAUGACUGAGCCCGAGGCGAGGGAGAAAUACGGAGACGACGCUGUCAAGAUCUACAAGACCUCCUUCCGUGCUCUCUACUUCUCGAUGAUCGAAGAAGAGCACAAGGAGCCUACAAUGUACAAGCUCGUUGUCGUAGGACCAGAAGAGCGCGUCGUCGGUGUACAUAUUCUUGGCCAAGGGAGCGACGAGGUCAUGCAAGGCUUCGGUGUUGCUGUUAAGAUGGGCGCCCGCAAGCAAGAUUUAGACGAUACUGUCGCUAUUCACCCUACAUCUGGAGAAGAACUUGUCACCCUGCGAUGA